Peronospora farinosa is the source of this 504-nucleotide messenger RNA. NCBI's taxonomy places the organism in Eukaryota, Oomycota, Peronosporomycetes, Peronosporales, Peronosporaceae. The record is from the annotation of a GenBank genome assembly.
AUGUCCAACAGUGAACGGGGGAAGUAUUACCGACGUAGACGUAAACUAUACAGUGCACACCUUGAAGACCGUGUCGCGGCCGUUCACGAAGAAAUCGCAGCGUUAACGGUCUCUCGUCAGGUGCAGCAGGAGUUGGCCUUGUCCCAACGAUUUACUCCUCUUGGUGCAGCUGCUAACAUUGUGAACGAGUAUUGCUCACUCUUUAACCACGGUGCACCUGUUCGCUUGACCGUGGACGACCAGGACGUGUCGGCAUCACUUGUUGCGCAUGUCAGUAAUACCCAACGAGGGUUUUUACAGGCCGUGAUGAAUGCUGACUUGCGGUUUGGUGAAUUUUAUGGUGUCGGUCUUUUGUUUCACCAGUGGGAACGCUAUUCACUGUACCACGCGGCCAUCAAGUGGACAAUGAAGACACUGAAAGUGAUCAAGCUGACGGAGCCUGGAGACCUGACUCCAUGCAGUGGCAGCUCGCUGGUGGUCACCAUCACGGCGGACCUUACGUAA